AUGUCAACUCAAGUAUUAAAAUCCCCAUUAUCAAAGUCUCUUAAAAUUGCCCUUAUUCAAUUAAAAGCAGGUGCAGACAAAGCAGCCAAUUUAACAAAAGUAACAAAAUUCAUUGAUGAUGCCGUAUCAAAAUCCCCAGAAGUUAAUUUAGUCAUGUUACCUGAAUGUUUCAAUUCUCCAUACGCCGUAGACCAAUUUAGAAAUUAUGCCGAACCUAUUCCACAAGGUGAAACCACUCAAUUAUUAUCAAGUUUAGCUAAGAAACAUAACAUCUUUAUUGUCGGUGGAUCAAUUCCUGAAAGAGGCGAUGAUGAUAAAAUUUACAAUACAUCUUUGACUUUUAACCCACAGGGUGAUAUCAUUGCCAAACAUCGUAAAGCACAUUUAUUUGACAUUGAUAUUCCUAAUGGUAUUACUUUCCAAGAAUCAUUGACUUUAUCAGGUGGUAAUAAAGCUACUGUUUUCAAAUUAGGAGAAUAUGGUAAUGUUGGUUUAGGUAUUUGUUAUGACAUUAGAUUUCCUGAAUUGGCUUCAAUUGCCUCUCGUUAUCCACAUAACUCAUUUGCCAUGUUUUAUCCAGGUGCUUUUAACACUACUACUGGUCCAUUACAUUGGCACUUAUUAGCUCGUGCAAGAGCCGUCGAUAAUGAAACAUUUGUUAUAUUAUGUUCACCAGCUAGAGAUGUUGAAGGUGGUGGUUAUCAAGCAUAUGGACACUCUUUGGUUGCUGAUCCAAUGGGUAAGAUCAUUGCUGAAGCGGGUGAAGGAGAAGAAAUCUUAUACGCAGAGUUGGAUCCAAGUUUGUUGCCAAAGGCAAGAGAAGGUAUCCCAGUUCAUUAUCAAAGAAGAUUUGAUAUUUAUGGUGACUUUGUAGGAGACGGAAAUGUCAAAGUUAGUGAUAAAUAA
Molecule: messenger RNA, 906 nt
Organism: Candida tropicalis MYA-3404
Lineage: Eukaryota; Fungi; Ascomycota; Pichiomycetes; Serinales; Debaryomycetaceae
Gene: NIT3
Product: putative hydrolase
Exons: 1
Coding region: 1-906 (301 amino acids)
Biological process (GO): L-glutamine metabolic process; oxaloacetate metabolic process
Cellular component (GO): mitochondrion
Molecular function (GO): omega-amidase activity
Source: RefSeq, a predicted model, not a curated record